Chiloscyllium plagiosum (whitespotted bambooshark) is the source of this 293-nucleotide messenger RNA. NCBI's taxonomy places the organism in Eukaryota, Metazoa, Chordata, Chondrichthyes, Orectolobiformes, Hemiscylliidae. The record is from RefSeq and is a predicted model, not a curated record.
GUUUAUACUGUACACUUGAAGUUGAUUCCUUUGGCUAUUUUGUCAGUAAAGCAAAGACCAGAGUUUUCAGGGACACAACAGAGCCACACUGGAAUGAGGAGUUUGAGAUCGAGUUGGAAGGCUCCCAGACAUUGCGGAUCCUUUGUUAUGAGAAGUUGUUCGACAAAAUCAAACUCAAUAAAGACGACAAUGAAAUUGUGGAUAAAAUCAUGGGCAAGGGGCAGAUACAGGUGAGCGUUGUUCCAUAUCACAGUGACAGCAGGCUUGGCAGGGACUGAAUGGCCACAUCUUGC